GAAGGUUUUGCGCGAAUAUGAAGGUAAAUUAUCUCCUCGCAUUGUUUGUCCAAGCUAGAAUCCACUCUCAUAGUCUUGCACGCAAUACUGGGAGACGCACCUCAGUCCACCUCGUCAAGCACCGCCCAGUUGAAUACUGCGCUUCACAACAUUCUCAUUUCUCGAAUGGAAACCCGCGUGAUUACCGCGCAACAACUCGCACAGAAACGCUCUGGCACACGUGGACAUGACGCCCGUCAAGCGCAGCUUGCGAUAGAAACCGAAUUCGCUGCACUGAAGACCCAGGAUCCACAGGUCUACAUCUUAUCUGACAUGGCGACCGAACUCAUUACGGAUGUCUUUGAUAAAUUUGCGCUGAUCAAUUUCGAUGCGCGGAAAGCAAAGGCGAGGAAGAUCCUACGAGGACUUGGAUUUAAGAGGCUCAAUGGUGGAUGGCGGAUGCAGAUUGCGCUUGCGAAAGCGCUAUUUGUUGGCCCAGACAUCCUCCUACUCGACGAACCAACAAACCACCUUGACCUGCCUGUGAUCCUCUGGCUGCAAGAAUAUCUGAUCAACGAAACAACUGGGGCUGACACUUAUUAUCGUGUCGCACGACCGGGCAUAUUGAAAUAUCACGCCGGGUCGUUCGCAGACUAUGAAAGCACGAGUGAGGAGCAGCGGGUACGGAAGCAGGCUUUGCUGGAUGUGCAGGCAAAGAAGCGAGCGAAGCUCUUAGCAAGCAUCCAGCACAAUGUACAACAGGCUCGGGCGACCGGGGAUGACAAGCGACUCGGGCAAGUAGCAAGCCGGAAGAAGAAGAUUGAGCGCCUUGGAAUGGAAAAGACGGAGGACGGGAAGCGGUUCAAGGUGUCUUACUGGGCCGGGUAUCACACAUCGGCGCGCGCAGAGAUUGAGAUGGAGAAGGCCUUAAAGACGGCGACGAUCAAGAUCCCAGAUCCUCCUCCGUUGCGAUACCACGGAUCUGUGUUCACCGUGAAGAAUGCGUCAUUUCGCUAUCCAACUUCGAACAGGGAUGUACUAACAAAUGUCAACCUUGAUGUCGGCCCCCAUGCUCGCAUAGCGCUACUCGGCCCGAAUGGGUGCGGGAAAACAACGCUGCUGAACAUGAUGGUGGGUGUGACGCAGCCGACAGCGGGAGAAGUAUACCGACACCCUUCACUCCGCAUCGGCUACUUCUCGCAGCACGUAGUCGAUCAGCUCACACUCACCCGUACACCCAUCGAAGAGAUGCGCUCCCGGCAUCCAGGGCUUUCAGAACAAGAGUGUCGGGCGCACUUUGGCACUGUUGGCGUGAGUGGGAAUACUGUUCUGCGGAAAAUCGCAAACCUCAGUGGAGGACAGCGGAACCGCAUUGCGUUUGCAAUCAUCCUGUAUGAUGCACCGCAUGUGCUUGUGAUUGAUGAAAUCACGAAUCAUUUGGACAUGGGCACUGUGGAGAGGCUGGUGGAGGCGCUGGAGGGCUUUGAGGGAGCUUUGUUGUUAGUGAGCCAUGACGUAUGGUUCAUGAAGCAACUGAUGGAGGGAGAAGAUGAUGGUGAUGAUGAUGAAAGUGAUGUGAAGGAGGAGAGGGCGUUUUAUGUUGUUCGGAAUGGUGCUGUGAAGCGCUGGGAGAAAGACAUGGAUGGGUAUGUUGAGGCGGUCAUGAGGAAAGUCAGGAAAAGUGAUAAGUACUAGUGCGUGCAUACAUUGUGUUACAAUUCCGACCUGAAGCUUUGAUUCGCAUACCGCAUAUGUACUUUUACAUCUUAUUCUCCCAGCUUAUUAUCCCCUGUCCUGCCUUGAUUGCCUUUAUGUUGUCCUACAAUGUUCUCCUUCUGUUAAGCACACGCACUGGUUCAAAGACGGUUAUGAAACAAGCAGGCAAGGUAAGAGCACAGCAAAACAUACU
Suillus subaureus is the source of this 1888-nucleotide messenger RNA. Its product is annotated as P-loop containing nucleoside triphosphate hydrolase protein. Lineage: Eukaryota; Fungi; Basidiomycota; Agaricomycetes; Boletales; Suillaceae. The record is from RefSeq and is a predicted model, not a curated record. The coding region runs from base 166 to 1674 and encodes 502 amino acids. Gene Ontology annotation, molecular function: ATP binding; ATP hydrolysis activity. The transcript has 4 exons.